UCCUUUUUCAUUCAGUGGAUUGUUUCUGUUCGUCAGGAGGAUUGAGGUCGAAAUGUUCCGGUUAACAGUCUGUUAGUUCAGGUGAAGUUAAACUGUUAGUUGACCUGGUUAGUUGAAGUUAACAGUGUGUUAGUGAAGUUAAACUCAGUUAGUUGACUUGUUUAGUUCAGGUGAAGUUACACUGUUAGUUGACCUGGUUAGUUGAGGUUACCAGUGUGUUAGUUAAGUUAAACUGUUAGUUGAGCUGGUUAGUUGAGGUUACCAGUGUGUUAGUGAAGUUAAACUGUUAGUUGAGCUGGUUAGUUGAAGUUACCAGUGUGUUAGUGAAGUUAAACUGUUAGUUGAGCUGGUUAGUUGAGGUUACCAGUGUGUUAGUGAAGUUAAACAGUUAGUUGAGCUGGUUAGUUGAGGUUACCAGUGUGUAAGUGAAGUUAAACUGUUAGUUGAGCUGGUUAGUUGAGGUUACCAGUGUGUUAGUGAUGACAGACAGCAGCAGUGCAGCUCCAGCUGCUCGCACUGUGCUGCAGCAGUGUCUUCAGGCCAGACUCCAGGUGAAACCAGCAGAGGAACAGUCACAAGCUCAGUUUGUCCAGAUCGACAGAGGAAUGGUGAUCUACAUCUGUUUCUUCAAAGGAGCCACAGACGUCAUCUUGCCCAAGAUGGUGUCCACUCUGUUGAGCCUGCGGCUGUGCGAGUCCGACUCGGGGAAGAUGGUGUCGGUGCUGGAGCUCCCCGGCAGCCUGCUGAUCGUCCCUCAGGCCACGCUGGGCGGCAAGGUCAAAGGCCGGGCCAUGCAGUACCACAACAACAUCGGCAAAGAGGAGGGGCUGCGGCUGUACAGCGCCUUCGUUUCCCUGUGUGAGAAGGAGCUGACGGCUGCUUCAGCUGAGGUGACGGUGAAACACGGGACGUAUGGAAACAGACAGGUGCUGAAGCUGGACACCAACGGACCGUACACACACCUGAUGGAGUUCUGAACUCUUGGGCUUAAAGUUGCACACUUAAUUAUUGUUAAUUAAAGGAUCCUUCUGGUUUUACCAAACAUA
Platichthys flesus (European flounder) is the source of this 1046-nucleotide messenger RNA. It is a transcript of the gene dtd2, whose product is annotated as D-aminoacyl-tRNA deacylase 2. Lineage: Eukaryota; Metazoa; Chordata; Actinopteri; Pleuronectiformes; Pleuronectidae. Bases 480 to 977 code for a protein of 165 amino acids. Gene Ontology annotation, molecular function: D-tyrosyl-tRNA(Tyr) deacylase activity. The transcript has 4 exons. Gene Ontology annotation, biological process: tRNA metabolic process. The record is from RefSeq and is a predicted model, not a curated record. Gene Ontology annotation, cellular component: cytoplasm.